AUGACAGACUUGGAAUUGCCAUUGGGCCGAACAGAUCCUUCUCUGGCAAAUUCAUUUCUGUGUUGCGUUUGCUAUAGCUGCCGGGUUUAUCAGGCACAGGAAUCCCGAAAGAGUUUGGCGAGUGCACGACCCAGCUGGUGGUGUGCUUUGUACAUCAAUCUGGAUCGUCGGCAGGAUCGGAAAGAAAAAUUGCUGAAGCUCUUGGCGAAGCAGAAUGGCCCGCUCUUGGCACGUCUGGAGCGAGUUCAGGCAAUUGACAAGCAGAACUUGUCGUUGGACGAUGAGAUAGUUGUCAAUGCCGUGGCUCCUCACGCCUUGGAACGUACAAGGCGUGCAAUGGAGGAGGAUCACUACACCAUCGUUCACGAUGAGGAAGGGAAUCUGGUCCAUUUCGAUGACCACUUGACCUUGGGUGGCAUUGCAUGUGCCCUGUCGCACCGCUUGGCUUUGCAGCGCAUCGCAGAGCACCCCACAGCCGACUGGGGGUUGGUCCUGGAGGACGAUGUAAAUGCUCUGGUGCCGCGGGUGGAUUUGGCUAUAGCGAACUUGCUGUCAGAACUACCAGAUGAUUGGGAUGCCGUUUGCUUGGGAUACCACGAUCCCCAAGGGAGGGUUCAUCCAGCAGCGCUGAGCAACGAGCCUUUGGAGACUUCGUUCAGUGGGAACGAGGUGGAGGUUCUCUCGUCCCCUGGCCACGUUUUUGGCUUGGGCGCUUGGAUGGUACGGAAGGAAGCUGCUCAACAACUUGUUGAGAACGCUUUCCCUAUUGAGAGCCAGGUUGACUACACCCUCACAAAUUGGUUGGCCCGUUUUCGAAGGAGACUCUGGAAGGUCGAUCCAAGAAACUUACUUUUUUAUGCACCCUCCAGCGAGGAGGAGAUGGAUUCAGACGUGCAAACCAUGGUGCCCAUUGCCAAAAUUGAAGAAGACCAUCAGUCAUUGCAGGCCUACAUCGAUUAUAUGAACGGCAGGCCUUUGGAUCCCUAUGCUGACUGGGAUUUGGAAGACCUUGGCUACGGUGAUGACUUCGAUGAAGAGGAAUGGAUCAGACAGUGGCAGGAGCAGCGCUACGAGGAGUACUAUGGCCGCCUUAGAUCAGAAGGCUGAGCCUCCAGCUGUGAGACGGUUGGCUCGGUGC
Cladocopium goreaui is the source of this 1138-nucleotide messenger RNA. Lineage: Eukaryota; Dinophyceae; Suessiales; Symbiodiniaceae. The record is from the annotation of a GenBank genome assembly.